GUUUGUUUUUGGAAAACAGAAAUUGCAGUACACAAUUAAGUGUGGGUGUGUGCUUGGGUCAGGACCCACAAAAUGAUUUGUUUGCUAAGGUAAAAAAAAUGAAUUGGGAAGUGAAAGUGAGUAGGAUGGGAAUUCCCUGAAGACUAUCAGUGGGUGAACAGGCAAUAAAUUAGUUGUUCACCGGGGUAAGAACAUCUCUUCUCUGUCUGGAUCACAAGCAGGAAAGGGGACACAACGCAGAGAUGAGCCAACAAGUUUUCUUCACCAUCCUUGUUCUUCUGGCUUGCUGCGGGGCACUCAUACAAGGAUUGCCCACCUCCAGCCGGGAGCGCUGUUUAUGCAAAAGAUCAGGAAUGCUGUCCGUGAACAUGGAACGUGUGGUGAAAGUCGAGUACCACAAGUCAACCACCAGCUGUGGACAUGAGGAACUGCUAGUGUUCCUUAGAAACAACCGAAGACGCUGUCUGAAUUUGAAUGGGGACCAAGGCAGGAGAAUUAAACAGGCAAUUAUAGAAGAAAAAAAUGCCAACCAAUGAAGUUCAAGCUGAGUUUUAGAGAAGCUGCUUCAUAAAUGAUUCACUUCCUAAAGACACGUAAUCAGUUUCUGAAGGAUUCAUAAUCUUUGACAUCCACGUUGGAAGCCAACAGCGUUAUUCUUAUCAAGCUGCUGGGGUUUAGAAGUUAAGCCCAAGCACUUCCCAUAGGAAUUCAUUAAAACAAGUACAAGAGGGAUGCAAUGAGUUGAAAUGUCUGUGAUUUUCUUUUGAUUUUGACAUCUCUGACCAUAGAAGAUGUUCAUUCUUCCAAAUCAGACAAGCCAGGACAAUGUGAUACAGGCACCCUUCAUUCCUAAAUAUUUUAUGCUUGUUACAUCAAUGCAGAUGGUCCUUGACUUACAACCACAACUGAGUCCAACAUUUCCGUUGCAAAAGCAAGACCAUUAAAAGUGAGAUUUGCUUCAUUUUACGACCUUUCUUGCACAGUGUUUAAGUGAAUUCACUGCAGCUGUUAAGUUAGUAACACGGAUUUCGAAUCUGGCUUCCUCCUUGACUUUGCUUAUCAGAAGGUCGCAAACCAGGAUCAUAUGACCUCGGGACACUGCAACCGUCAUAAAUUUGAGUCAGUUGUCGAGCAACCUAAUUUUGAUCACACGAGUUGCUGCAGCAGUCUUGAAUCUGAAAAUUAUCCCUGCUUUCAGAGGCGUUUUAACUUGAAAAGAACUAGUUGGUGGCCCAGUAGCUAAGACACUGAGCUUGUCGAUCAGAAAGGAUGGCAGUUCGGCGGUUCGAAUCCCUAGUACAGGUCUCCUGUGUGAGCAGGGGGUUGGACUAGAUGACCUCCAAGGUCCCUUUCAACUUUGUUACUGUUUAUCUGAAUUUUAAUCAUGGGGAUGUACAAUGGUUGUAAGUGUAAAACAUUGAUCAUAAGUCUGUUUUUUCAGUGCCAUUGUAACUAAAUGAAUGGUUGUAAGUCAAGGACUACCUAUAUGUCAUGCUUGUUAAUACAAUUAGAGGCUUCCAUUCCCGAUCAUGUUCUGUGUGUGUUGUAAUGUUGCAGUCCAAGCUUUAUCAUUUUUUAGUAGCGUUGCAAUUUUGUACGUAAGUCGAAGAAUGGAGCCCGUGGCACCAUAACACACCAUAUCUCCCAUUGAGUCCUCUGUGGGCAUUUAUGUAUAUAGUCUACUAUAGUUUAAGAGAAUAUUUCUUCAAUAUUUCAAUAAAUGUCAUUCUGCUA
This is a messenger RNA of Pantherophis guttatus, 1734 nucleotides long. RefSeq names its product C-X-C motif chemokine 11. Gene Ontology annotation, biological process: immune response. Gene Ontology annotation, cellular component: extracellular region. The record is from RefSeq and is a predicted model, not a curated record. Gene Ontology annotation, molecular function: chemokine activity. NCBI's taxonomy places the organism in Eukaryota, Metazoa, Chordata, Lepidosauria, Squamata, Colubridae.